AUGAUUGCAAUAGUAUAAACUCCAAGUACAGUGAAUUCAAAUAGACAAAGUAAAACAGUAACUUAUUGAUUGCACCCUAAUUAGCCUGGAGAAUAUAACCACUUCAGGAGAAUACUAAAAACAAGGCAGAGAUUCCCAUCAAGUUCCGAUUGUAAAUUCAGGAAAUCUGAAACUGCUCCAUUAAAAAAACAAAGUGCUAAUUAAGUGUUGGAGAAGAAAGUGCUUCAAACUUUGUAAGAUAGGCCCAAGACUCAAACAGAUAUACCUGAAAGACCUCCGGAAUAUUAUAACUUGUUCAAUUUACCCUACAAGAACUACAAAUAUUAGAGACCUCCUGGAUAAAUUAAUGUGGAGGAGUAUUUAGAAGGAACCUAUAAAUUGGGGAAAAUUAUUGGAAUAUGGGAUAAAAAUUUAUUGCAUAACAAAUUGAAUGUGAAUAAGUAUCUCUUAAUUUUCAUGACUUUAGUCUUCAAAUCAAAAGGAGCAAUUAUACUUCGGAUCAUCUCAUUAAGGCAAGAAAACCCUAAGGUCCUUCGAGUUGUUUAGAAACUAUAUAUAUUGCUAAGCUUCAAUUGGAUAAUGAGCAAUCUGAAGAAACAUUAAUUAAAAUGAAGUCCAUGGAAGACAAUCUAAAACAAGAUAUUCAGAGGUACAUUGUUGAAGGAUCAGCACAUCCACUGUAAAUCAAAUUUCCAUCACAAUCAUACAUUUUGAACAGAUGGACAAGACAAUCAAUCGGUUAAGAAUAACCACAAUGCUCAAAAUGUGAAUUGAUCCCCAAAUUCACUUUUCAAAAGAAUUAGGUUAACAAUAGUGUGGAAUCAUUCAAAAGAUCAAUGAUUCAAUUUCAGUCAUAGGACACUUCUUCAUAAAUUACAGAACUACCAUAACCAAUGAAAUUUUAUAAAUUUGAGUAAAGUCUUAUUAUUGAUAGAGCAGUCCGAAAAUUAAUUCAAUUUUGCAUCUCUACAAAACCAAAGGAAUGACAAUAUUCUGCUUAAAAGAGAGUUUCGUGUGUUUAAAGAAACCAAUAAUAGGAGAUAGACUUUUAUUGAGUUUUGAUUUGAGUCCUCAGAACAAUGAUGAUAAGGUCUCAUAUAAGUAAUUUUGUCACUUCAUCCGAGUCUUUAUUCACAAGAAGGCAAAUUUGAAGGAAAUGAUAGACAGUGUGUUGAAUGUAAGUAAAUUAAAUAGCACUAAUAGUUUUAUGAUCCGGAGAAAUAACAAAAAGUUACAAAUAGAGAGUUUAUUAAUAUAAAUAGAAUACUUUGUGAGUAAUUCAAAGAGAAACAUCCCACAGUUAAACCAAUUUAUUAAGAGUUGAUCUAAAACUUUAAGUUGUCGAAAGUAAUAAGUGAUGAAAAUGAUACUUAUUUUGAUUAAUAGGCAUUUAAACAUGUUUUCAUAUCAAAUUAAAUGCACAUCUAGGAUAUUAUAGAUUUGAUUAGUGAUGAGUGA
Messenger RNA from Paramecium octaurelia, 1458 nucleotides. The record is from the annotation of a GenBank genome assembly. Lineage: Eukaryota; Ciliophora; Oligohymenophorea; Peniculida; Parameciidae.